Messenger RNA from Juglans microcarpa x Juglans regia, 803 nucleotides. RefSeq lists its product as uncharacterized. NCBI's taxonomy places the organism in Eukaryota, Viridiplantae, Streptophyta, Magnoliopsida, Fagales, Juglandaceae. The record is from RefSeq and is a predicted model, not a curated record. The transcript has a single exon. The coding region runs from base 402 to 611 and encodes 69 amino acids.
UCAGUUAGCAUAUGCUUUACAUGGGCAAACCAAGUAAAAACCAAAGAGAGAUAGCUUAACCAGAUCAGUGAAAAUCAGAAGCAGACCCAAAAGCAGACAACCCCAGAUGAAGCACAAACUGUCCCAUCUUUGAUCCCAAGAGAAUCGCAGCCGUUGAAAGCACGAAAACAAUAUGCUUUGUUACGAGAAGCCAGGUCAGAUCAGAUCAACGCACUUGUCAUUCUGUUAAUUUCCCCAGUAGAGAGCCGGCCCCACCGCUCUUUCUCAGACCUUACGCAGUACCUUAAUACUCCCAAGAUCUGUGCACUACCCUUUUAUAACUCGGGCUUCGUGUUUCCCUGUCUCUGUAUCUCUCUCAUUCUCUUCCUGAAAGUCUCUGUUUUUAGUGUGCAAAGUGUGAUAUGGCGGACUGGGGGCCAGUGAUAAUAGCAGUGGUGCUGUUCGUGCUGCUUAGUCCGGGGCUGUUGUUUCAGAUACCAGCGGGAGGGAGGUUGAUCGAGUUUGGGAACAUGCAGACAAGCGGUGCUUCUAUCUUGGUCCAUGCCAUCAUUUACUUCGUCCUCAUCACCAUCUUCCUCAUUGUCAUUGGUGUCCACAUCUACACCGGCUAAACCUACACUCAUUUUUUCUGGUUUGUUUUUUCAUGGAUGAUCCGUUGCUUAACAUCCAUCUUUCUUUUCUAGAAAAUAAGUUUUUUCUUUGUCGUGCGGGUGUUUGGAUCGAUGGUUUGAUUCUUCUUGCUUUGUAAUUGAGAGAUAUGAUGAGGCUUUGGCAGUACUGUUAGAAAAUGCCUUUUCUAUCUA